CCCAAUACGAAAUCGUCUAGAACUGAGACAGAAGUAGGGUUUUGGGCUUAUUGGCAGCGGAGAAGUGGAAAAUCAGAUCACAGAGUUAUGGUGGACAGCAAUAAGAAUCCGGUGCUGACGGCGGAGGCCGCUGCUCAGCUACACGAGGGCAUAAAUUUGGUGCUCUCCCGAUGGGCUGCUCUUCGAAUGGCCGUCGAGAAUGAGUGGGGUGGUCGUGAUUCCGUCCAGAAAUCUCAACCACUGACCCAAAUUCUCUUCCAAGCCCUCACUCAAUCCAAAGAAAAAGUAUACAUUGAUGAUUUAGAGGAUAUGCUGGAUGAAUUCAUGCUCUCUCUCAACGCUGAGAUAGAGGAUGGUAGCAUUGAGGAGAUAGCAGAAAAGUUGAUGGUUAUGCAUGAAGAAUGUGCCGAAGGUAACUUUAACUCAAUAAAAAGCCUGAAGGAAACAAAUACUCCAAGUGUUUCUUAUGUAAGACAGGCUCGUAGUGAUGAUGAAGAUGAUAGUGAUGACGACAACGAUCAUGAUGGUGAUAAUUCAACAGAAAUGACAGUUGAUGAUCCCGAUUCAAGUUUGAAUAAAGAGGAAAUGAUGAUUGAUGAACCUAGACCCCGGGAAGUUGCUGAAGUAGAAGAUGGAUGGACUGUAGUUGCAUCCAGGCGAAAUAAAGGUAGAAGGAACUAAAUUAUACUCGUGGAAAAUAGAAUUAUCGUGUAUUCUAUUCAGUGAGGUUUUUGUCUUAUUUUUGGAAGCAUUUUCUAAAUCUAUUUUUAGUUAUUAUUUUCCAUGCACUUGGUUAUAUGGCAUUUGAGAGAGAGUUGUCGAGUCUUUACUUGUACAACCCUGCAUCGGUUGUGGGAGAUUGGAGUUUCAUAGUUCAGUGUACUCUGUUAUUAAAACUCAAGCAUCAGAAUCCUUAGAAUUUACCAGCUUGAAUAUGAUGUUAAAUGGGAGAUCGCUGGAGAAGUGGUUAUAGUGUCUUUUAA
Molecule: messenger RNA, 983 nt
Organism: Olea europaea var. sylvestris
Lineage: Eukaryota; Viridiplantae; Streptophyta; Magnoliopsida; Lamiales; Oleaceae
Product: pre-rRNA-processing protein TSR2-like
Exons: 4
Coding region: 88-681 (197 amino acids)
Biological process (GO): maturation of SSU-rRNA from tricistronic rRNA transcript (SSU-rRNA, 5.8S rRNA, LSU-rRNA)
Cellular component (GO): nucleus
Source: RefSeq, a predicted model, not a curated record